This is a messenger RNA of Ogataea philodendri, 1164 nucleotides long. RefSeq lists its product as uncharacterized. The transcript has a single exon. Bases 1 to 1164 code for a protein of 387 amino acids. Lineage: Eukaryota; Fungi; Ascomycota; Pichiomycetes; Pichiales; Pichiaceae. The record is from RefSeq and is a predicted model, not a curated record.
AUGCUAGACACGCUCCCUUUGAAGCAGUACCAGGAGAAUUACCAGGCCAUUCUGGACAACAAUCCGUUGCCGUACGGCAGUCUCCGUGGAAAAGUCCUGAAUAGCGAUCAAUUCUGGCGCGACCACGGAGACUAUGAGCCUGUUCUUCGUCAACACGUUCCAGAGAAAUACCACAAAUACUUUUCCAGUCCACGCAAGACGCCCCGUGCGCUGGACGACUCAAUCGAAAUAGGCCGCUCGUACAGCCUGAGCCCCGUGAAGAAGCGCGAGCCCUCGUACGGACAUAAGGAGUCGGAGAAACUCGUGGACGAUCUGUUUGAGGCAGACAGAAAGCAGUAUGUUUCGCGCGCAGACGACGACGAUCCGAGCAGAUCGCUGUUCCAGCAGACAUACAAAGCAUUGAGCUACGAUCGCAGCGCGCAGGGCGAGAAGCUGAACUCACUGGUGAGGAAGAUCAGCACCGAGUUCCAGGAGGUGCGGGACGAGAACGGGGUUUUACGCAGAGAGAACAACAACCUGCGGAGCAAGUUGAAACAGGCCAAGGAGGAGAACCAAUCGAUCACGUCAGCCACCGAGUUUGUGAAGUCCAAGUUCGACAAGUACUAUGCUGAGACCUUGAAGCUUAGGGAAGAGCUCGCUCGACUCAAGACGUCUCCACAAGAGGCCGCGCAGCCACCACAGACGCAACAGACAACGUCGCACCAGACACUGGACGAGCAAUUGGCCAUGAACGAGGAGAGAAUGAAACAGCUGGCCUUGUCGACGCAGCAGCAGCUCGAGGCGCUCGAAACCGAGAAAGCUAGCCUGUUGAACCAAAAGGAGUCUAUCCACAUCAACCCGGAGAUGGUGACUGUGAUCACGGUUGGCGACGGGGUGAUCAAGGUGGAGCAGAAACAGGCGAACGGCGAGAAGCCGAGCCAGGUGCGGAUCCAGCACGCAAACGCCCCACCGACUGCCAAGGAGCCACAGGAGCCCAAAGAGCCAGCCAAGGCGUCCUGCCCCGUUUGCUCGCACGAGAAAAAAGUCAACUUCGAGUCCGACGACGGCAGCGACGACAGCGUCCCGCUCGACGACACGAUGAUCUACAAGAAAACGCACAAGCCGGGCCUGUUCAGUGCGGCCGCCAACAAACAUUCCGAGAUAAACCCAGACUUAUCGUGGUGA